Messenger RNA from Cheilinus undulatus (humphead wrasse), 2731 nucleotides. RefSeq names its product 6-phosphofructo-2-kinase/fructose-2,6-bisphosphatase 1-like. Gene Ontology annotation, biological process: fructose 2,6-bisphosphate metabolic process; fructose metabolic process. Gene Ontology annotation, cellular component: 6-phosphofructo-2-kinase/fructose-2,6-biphosphatase complex; cytosol. The transcript is spliced from 18 exons. NCBI's taxonomy places the organism in Eukaryota, Metazoa, Chordata, Actinopteri, Labriformes, Labridae. Bases 729 to 2159 code for a protein of 476 amino acids. Gene Ontology annotation, molecular function: fructose-2,6-bisphosphate 2-phosphatase activity; 6-phosphofructo-2-kinase activity; ATP binding. The record is from RefSeq and is a predicted model, not a curated record.
UUGCCCUGCUGAAGGAGGAGAUUGGCGAGCAAGUCAUUGCCUUCCACUGCAUGGCUCACAGGUUGGAGUUAGCUAUGCUGAAUGUCCAGAGGAAGGAGCCCAUGGUUGCAAAAGUGUUUGACCUCCUCUGUCUUAUCUGGAAUACCAAUCGUUACAGCCCAAAAUCACAGAGGGAGCUGCAGGAAGUAGGCAAAAUGCUGGGGUUGAACAUUAGCAACCCUUCCAGUGUCAAAGGGACACAGUGGGUUCCACAUGUUGAGCGAAAUCCCCAGCCCAGCAUGCUGCAGCACUGCAGCACAUGAGCCACUUGGCUGCAAUCUCUCCCUCUGCUGACAUUAAAGGAAGGGCACAAAAGUGGUGGACGCCAGCUUGACCAAGUGCAACAGGAAUGGCAGCAGAUGAAGGCCCUUGUCAGGACCACCUUGGCAGAUAAGUGUUAUUUAGGACUGUGGCAGACACACUCAAGCAGCUUUGUCGCUCAGGAGCAGAUGUGCCGUCUGGUGGCCCAGGUCGCUCCUCUGCAGUCUGACAUCAGCACACAGAUUCUGACAGCUGCUCUCUGGCCGUUUGAACCGUGAAACAGACGGAGAGGCAGACGAGCAGCGCAGCCUCACUCCCCCCCUCCUUCCUGCUUCUUAGUAACAAUCACCUGACCUGCAGGAGUUCAGUGAAGCACACACAGAUCAGAGUGGUGUGAGUUUCAGUCCUCCACCUGCAGCUCAAGCCUCAUGGCUCUCACCUUUAACACGUCCACAGAGCAGAAAAGACUCACUCAGACUCCUCUGCUGAAGAUCUGGGUGCCCUGGAUAGGAUGCAACUUGAACCGCAGGAGAGGAUCGUCAGUGCCUCAGUUCUGUAACUCUCCCACAAUAAUUGUGAUGGUAGGGUUGCCGGCCAGAGGGAAGACGUACAUCUCCAAGAAGCUUACUCGCUACCUGAACUGGAUUGGGGUGCCCACAAAAAUGUUUAACGUGGGCCAGUACCGCAGGGAGGCUGUCAAGAUCUACAAGAACUUCGAGUUCUUCAAGCCUGAUAAUGAGGAGGCCAUGAAGAUCCGCAAGGCCUGUGCUGCUGCUGCAUUGAAGGAUGUCGCUGCUUACUUUGCAAAGGAAAAAGGACAAGUAGCUGUUUUUGAUGCCACAAACACCACCAGAGAGAGGAGGGCAAUCAUUAUCAGUUUAGCUAAGGAAAGGGGCUACAAAGUUUUCUUUGUGGAGUCAAUCUGUGAUGACCCAGAAAUCAUUGCAGAGAACAUAAAGCAAGUGAAAUUUGGAAGUCCAGAUUACGUGGAUCGUGACAUAGAUGAGGCCAAUGAAGACUUCCUGAAGCGUAUUGAGUGUUACAGAGCCAGCUACAUGCCUAUAGACGAUGAGAGGGACAGGAAGCUGUCCUACAUAAAGAUCUUUGACGUGGGCAGUAGAUACCUGGUGAACCGGGUCCAGGACCACAUCCAGAGCAGGAUCGUCUACUACCUCAUGAACAUCCAUGUCACACCCAGAUCCAUCUACCUGAGCCGCCACGGAGAGAGUGAACUCAACCUGUUAGGUCGAAUCGGGGGAGAUUCAGGCCUCUCACCCAGAGGACAGAAAUAUGCAAGUGCCUUGGCCACAUUCAUCAGAAGUCAGAGAAUCAGCGACCUGAAGGUGUGGACGAGUCACAUGAAGAGGACCAUCCAGACUGGAGAGGCUCUGGGAGUCCAGUAUGAGCAGUGGAAGGCCCUCAAUGAAAUAGAUGCUGGUGUAUGUGAGGAGCUCACCUAUGAGGAGAUUCAGGAGAAUUUCCCAGAAGAGUUUGCUCUCAGAGACCAGGACAAGUACCGAUAUCGUUACCCCAAGGGUGAGUCUUAUGAGGACCUGGUCCAUCGUCUGGAGCCGGUGAUCAUGGAGCUGGAGAGGCAGGAAAACGUCCUGGUUAUCUGCCACCAAGCUGUGAUGCGCUGCCUACUGGCCUACUUUCUAGACAAACCUGCAGAUGAGCUGCCUUAUCUCAGAUGCCCCCUCCACACGGUGCUCAAACUCACACCGAUAGCUUACGGCUGUAAAGUCGAGUCAUUUUUCCUCAACAUCGAAGCCGUCAACACGCACAGAGAGAGGCCAGUGAAUGUCGACAUCAACAGAAACCCAGAGGAAGCGCUGCAGACCGUUCCUGAUCACAUAUAAACACUGUUUUGGAGGAAAAGACUGCAUCAUGUCAAACUGGAUGUGCUGCUACAUAUUAGCUCCACUAAAUAUUAGAGAUACACUCCAGUAAAAGAUGGAAAGGGUUAAAAGAGAGGACAGGAGGGCUUUAAGGCUGGGGAAUCCAGCCUUUUCAAUAAAGAAGAACAUGUCCUCCCCCACAGUGACUGAAGAGUACAAAACAGGACAUUCUGUUUUUAUCAUGCCUGUCUGAUGUUCCCAUGUGUGAUCUCACUAGUUUGUUUUUUCAGCAUUUAAGAGUGUCAGAUGUUUACAAUAAAAUAAAUAAUUGCACUCACCUUAAGAGGAAGAUUUUAUAUAAAUAUGUAGGGAUGUUGUCUCUGUAACUUUGACCUGCAUGAUCAUUUAAGUCGUGUACAGGAGACAAAUGUGUUGUUAAUCAUCUAAUUAUAAAGGUAUUAAUCAGCACCAUGGACAGCGCCCAAACAAAUAAAACUUUUUGUUGUAAAAGUAGACUGAAACCUUGUAAUAAAGAGAAACUUGGUGUGUUUGAAUAAAAUGUAAAUAAAGUGAUCCCUCCAGAAUAUUACUGU